AUGGAUCCUCUCAGAUCCGCCGAGGAAGAUCGCAAAUCCCAAGAGAUCGAAUCUGGAUCCUACACGCGUAGCUCGAAAGUCGAAUGUGAAGGCACUUAUCUCCCAGACUGCAAGGCUGACGACAAUGUACCCCAAUAUGCCGAAACAGAGGAGAACAGAAAGAGCAGGCUGGGGCAGGUCGAGCCUGGAAAGAUGACCGGAUGGCCUUAUUACGUGUUGAUGACUUCUACCACCUUGGCAGCUACAUUGAUAGCGUUCAAUGCCACCGCUUUGGGAACUGCUACUCCUGCCAUAACCGCCGAAUUCAACACCGUCAACGAUGUGGGAUGGUAUUCUUCUGCAUACUUGAUAGCGAACUGCGUCAUGGUGCCGUUCGUCGGUAAACUAUACAAGACGUUUCGGAUCAAGGUCGUGUUCGUCACCUUUAUAAUAGUAUUCGAACUGGGAUCCCUAAUCGCUGGUUUAUCGACGUCUUCUAUGAUGCUCAUCAUCGCGAGAGCAGUGACAGGUAUAGGAGGCUCCGGGGUCCUCAACGGCGCGUCCACUAUCGUCGCCGCCACCGUCCCCAUUGCGAAGCGAUCCUUUUUGAACGGCAUCGUCCUUGGCUGCUUCGCAAUCGGCCAAGCCGCUGGUCCCUUAAUCGGCGGAGCCCUGACACAAUGGAUAACAUGGCGUUGGUGUUUCUACAUAAAUCUACCGGUAGGAGGCGUCGUCGUGCUUCUGUUUAUAUUCGUGGUUAAGCUGCCUGUCACGAGACUCUCGGAGCAGCGCACGUCUCUCCUGGAAAGGGUUCUCGAUAUCGACUUCGUCGGCUUCUUCGCCUUUGCUGCCGCGUCCGUCAUGUUCCUGAUUGGCUUGCAAUGGGGUGGCACUGAGUACCCGUGGAACUCAGCGGUGGUUAUUGGGCUCCUCUGCGGUGGAGUGGUGAGCUACGUGGCGGUUGGAUGUUGGUUUGUCUAUAAGGGAGACUCGGCGUUGCUUCCGCCUAGGAUGCUGCGAGAUCGCAUAAACAUAAUGAUCUCCAUCACUUCGUUUGUGCAGAGUGGCGCGACCAUCAAUUCUUUGUACUGGCUGCCCGUGUGGUUUCAGGCCAUCCGAGGCGUAGAUGCCCUUCACAGCGGGGUGAUGCUCCUCCCACUGAUAUUCUCUCAGCUUUUUGGGUCUGUGAUAUGCGGAGCUAUCGUGCAGAAGACGGGCUACUAUCUCCCAGAGAUUGUUACCGGUAACGCCCUAGUAGCAAUCGGAGCUGGUUUGACGUCCACCUUCUCCCCGACUACCUCACUGGGAAAAAUCAUCGGGUAUCAGAUAUUCAUGGGAUUUGGCAGAGGCCUCGUCUUGCAACUGUUAGUUACCGCCAUACAGGCCAAUGUCCCAAAGGAAGAUGCCUCGAUCGCCACCGCAUACGCCAUGUUUUGCCAAUUCCUAGGUGGUGCAUUCUUUUCGGCCGUCGCCAAGACCGUCUUCACCAGCUCGAUAGGGAUAGCUCUCCACAAGUUUGCCCCGUCUAUUGAUCCCAAUCUGGUGAUCAACACUGGCGUAACGGAGAUAUCCAAGGUUGUGCCUCCAGAUCAAUUAACAAAUGCUCUCUUGGCUUAUAAUGAGGCUCUCAACCAUGUAUUCUACCUCCAGCUUGCAGCGGCGUGCUGCGCAUUUGCGAGCGGCUGGGGAAUGGGGUGGAGGAAUCUAAAGGAUGUCAAGCAAGAGCAUGACGAUGCUGUAGCUAGAGACGACGUUGGCUUGGCAGCGGUAAGGUCUAACUUGCAAGAAAAAGUGUAG
Molecule: messenger RNA, 1776 nt
Organism: Hypoxylon fragiforme
Lineage: Eukaryota; Fungi; Ascomycota; Sordariomycetes; Xylariales; Hypoxylaceae
Product: MFS general substrate transporter
Exons: 6
Coding region: 1-1776 (591 amino acids)
Biological process (GO): transmembrane transport
Molecular function (GO): transmembrane transporter activity
Source: RefSeq, a predicted model, not a curated record